This is a messenger RNA of Fonsecaea multimorphosa CBS 102226, 1035 nucleotides long. RefSeq names its product ornithine carbamoyltransferase, mitochondrial. Gene Ontology annotation, cellular component: mitochondrion. Gene Ontology annotation, molecular function: ornithine carbamoyltransferase activity; amino acid binding. Bases 1 to 1035 code for a protein of 344 amino acids. Lineage: Eukaryota; Fungi; Ascomycota; Eurotiomycetes; Chaetothyriales; Herpotrichiellaceae. Gene Ontology annotation, biological process: L-citrulline biosynthetic process. The transcript has a single exon. The record is from RefSeq and is a predicted model, not a curated record.
AUGGCAGCUCUGCGGCCCUUCCUACCCUCCCUGCGCCAAUGUGGCCGUUCGCUGUCUACCUCUACAAAGCCCAGUCCCCGACACUUCCUGUCCAUAUCCGAGCUCACACCGACCGAGUUAAGCACCCUCGUGAAUAACGCAACGACCUACAAAUCUACCGCCCUUCAAUCGACAUGGCCCAAGCGCACCGCACUCUCCAACCGGACCAUCGCAAUGCUCUUCUCCAAACGCUCGACCCGCACCCGAAUCUCAACAGAGGGAGCCGUGGUGGCGAUGGGCGGGCAUCCCAUGUUCCUUGGCAAGGAGGAUAUACAACUCGGUGUGAACGAGUCGCUCUACGAUAGUGCGGUGGUGAUAUCGAGCAUGGUUGCAGGGAUUGUGGCGCGAGUCGGUCCGCACGCAGACAUUGCAAAUCUCGCAAAGGACAGCUCGGUGCCAGUGAUCAAUGCGCUAUGUGAUACAUAUCAUCCCAUGCAAAUCAUCGCCGAUUUUGCGACUCUGACACAGACUUUUUCCACGCCGGCGGAGAAAUUAAAAGGGUUGAAGAUCGCGUGGGUAGGAGACGCCAACAAUGUAUUAUAUGACAUGUGCAUCGGGGCCAGGAAACUGGGAAUCGAAAUGGCGGUGGCCUCACCCCAGGGCUACAAGAUUCCCUCAAACAUCAAAGAAGAAAUUGAGGCUGCGGGACCCGGGACGCUUUUUGAAACAACUUCCCCAGAAGAAGCAGUCAAGAACGCAAACAUCAUAGUCACCGAUACGUGGAUCUCCAUGGGCCAAGAGUCUGAGAAGCAGAAACGUCUGACGGCAUUCGAGGGCUAUCAAGUGACGGAAGAGAUGGCCCGCAGAGGAGGGGCAGCGGAGGAUUGGAAGUUCAUGCACUGUCUCCCGCGGCAUCCGGAGGAAGUUAGCGACGAGGUCAUCUAUGGGCCCAGAUCGUUGGUUUUCCCGGAGGCGCAAAACCGACUCUGGUCGGCGAUUGCCACGUUGGAGGCGUUUGUGGUGAACAAGGGAGAAGUCAAGACGGCGGAGCAGUAA